CUUCCUCAGCGUCAAAAGCGAAUCCUACUUUCAACUCGUCUCUCACUUCCAAGGUUCCUCUUCUGGUUGAACAUACGGUGUUCUUAACCCGUCAGACCCCUGCGAACCGGAGAGUCGCCGCGGUCUUGGCUCCCGUGAUUGCUCUGCCAACAAGCGAGCUUGUUUGUUUGCGACAUCGCUGAAGCUCCCAUCAUCCCAACACCGACGGUGUCUACCAGAUCGACAAACACCAUCAAAUGUCUGCAUCGUCAGUCCACGCAGAUGCCCCGCCAGAGGUGGUAGUGGACCCGGAAGGUUUGCAGUAUGAGACAGGACCACAGCUCGGGAAGGGCGGCUUCGCCAUCUGCCAUCGCGCGAAGCUGUUAGGACAUGAGCAUCUCGGCAACAACACAGUCGCUUUAAAGAUUGUCAAAUCGAAGAUGGAGCCACCAAAGCUGGCGCAAAAGUUUGUAACCGAACUUCAAAUCCAUUCCAAACUAGCUCAUCCCAACAUUGUCGAAUUCUACCGUGCCUUUUCUUUCGAAGCCAGCACAUACGUCGUCUUGGAACUAUGUCCAAAUGGGUCACUUGCAGACGCAAUCAAAAAGAGAAAGUAUUUUACAAUGCCAGAAAUCCGUCGCUUUAUGAUUCAAACAUGCGGUGCCAUCAAGUACCUUCACCAGCGUAAUAUCGUGCACCGCGACCUCAAGACGGGCAACCUCUUCCUAGACAAGGACAUGAACGUAAAAGUUGGCGACUUUGGUCUUGCGGCGCUCCUCAUCUCCCAAAACGAUUACGGCGCCAUACGCCGGACAACCAUGUGCGGUACUCCCAACUACCUCGCACCCGAAGUCUUGGAGAAAACGGGGAAGGGACAUGAUGAGAAGGUAGACCUAUGGGCCAUCGGAAUCAUGAUGUACACUCUCGCUGUGGGUAGAGCGCCAUUUCAUGCAGCUAAAAGAGAGGACAUAUAUCGAAAGCUUAAAUCCCGUGACUACAGCUGGCCGGACCUUGCGAAGUUCCCCAACGAGAUCACCGACGACCUCCGAGAUAUAGUGUCGCUUUUACUUGUACACGAGGAUGAGCGUCCUACCCCUGACCAGAUCGUAAACCAUGCAUAUUUCAGAAUGGGGUACAUACCCCUAUCUCUCGAUAAGAGCUGCACGUCUCAGAUACCUAAAUGGCCCAAGGUUCGGCCCCCGUCAGCCUCGACAAUACGUCGAGGGUAUACGGAUGAAUGGUUUGCAAUGUGCAAAGCAUCAUCGGUUGGGGAGUAUGAGGCUGGCAAAACGUUUGGCGCUUAUGGCAGCAGGAGGAACAAGACCGUUGCGAGAGAUUGUCAGAAAGAGAUAGAAUCCGGAAAGCAGCCAAACAUCCCAUUCGCCAAGGACACCGUCUACCUGCCCUUCCCUGAAAAGACGCAUUGGCCAUUCCAAGCUGGUACAGGUCUGAGUGAAAUUUCAGAGGAGAAAGAAUCGUCAUCAGAAGGUGUGGCUCUCGUGGAAACCACGUCGAACGACAGAGUGAGGGGACGUUUACCUCGAACGAGAAGAAGAGAACAGGUGUUGGAUUCCUUGAAGGAAAACAGAGAGCCGAUGGAGGAGACUGAGCCUCCGCAAAGGCCCUCACAAAAACCACCGACGCGUAUGAGACCCGUUCGAAAAGUCUCGAAUCCCGCUCGAGCAACCGCACCUUCGGCCAGCGCAGCAACAUCACGUGUUCCCCGGGAAACUAAGUCCGUCCGACGCGCUGAAGCGAAGCUCGACAGCGAAAAAGAUUCGGCGUCAACAGAUAGAGCACCUACACGACUCGAGAAAUCCACUUCGACUGUUGCCAGAAAGCCAGAUGCCGACUCAGGAGCGAGGACGGUUGGUUCUUUUCGCAGUGUUGGUCCUGAAAUACCGUAUUCCGAUCCAGCAUCAGUUCUGUCACAGCUGCGUACUUUCAAAGACAACAUCGCCCGUGCUUUGCAAAAGAAAUCUCCCAAAUCAAGAAGUGAAAAGCGACCGCAGCUUCCAUUCGUGGCAAAAUGGGUGGAUUACUCUCGCAAGCAUGGUGUUGGAUUCGUACUUGAGGACGGAACCGUCGGUUGUUUAACAGUAGCGACAGAGAAGUAUCCCGUCACUACGGCAAUCGUUCAGAAUGGCCAUCCACACCUUCUUGCGGUCACUAAAGACAUUGCUCACUUGUCAAAGGUCCCCAUAGAAUUCUAUGCAGCCCCGGCGGAGGACGUGGCACUUGCACAGGUAGAAGUGGUUGAAAAGCAUCGUCGGGAGCAUUUGCGACAGAUCUGGCACAAAUUUGGGAGGUAUAUGUGCGCCCAUCUUGGUGCAGAUGACCGCAAUUCGAGGAAUGGGUCCGCACAGACAGCCUUCGUGAGAUUCUAUCAAAGGCUAGGAAACGUUGGGCUCUGGGGGUUCAGUGACGGCUCGUUUCAGGUCAAUUUCCCGGACCACACAAAACUGGUCUUUGCAUCGGACGCCAGCUACUGCAAUUUCACUUGCCUGUCACUGGAAGCCAUUGAAUGGCUCCAAAACAACUCGGACCUCCCUUGGAAACACAUUAGAGACCGGUCGACUUUGCAUGGAUCUCUCCAACAACUGUUGUACGGUUCUGCAGACAGGGCGGACCCGAUCAAGAAGAUUACCGAAGGCAACUCACUACGCGCCAAACUCGAGUUUAUCAUGUCUAUUGUUGACGGUUGGAUCCAAGGCGGAGGUUUAGGCUGUCUUGCGGAUCCGAAGACAUUCAAGUGGGGAGGUCAGCAGCUGGAAGAGACCAAGAAACUGGAUUGGGCCAGUGCGGUAACGAAGCGGGCUGGCCGCAAAAAAGAUGCAGGGACCUCGAAACAAGCCGCCCCCGGAGGACAGAAGGCACAGUUUGCGAAGAAGGCAGUCUUCGAGUCAACCAAGAAGAAGGAAGUUGGCGUUUCGGACCUUACGCUGAUCAGCAAGAUCUCGAACGAAGCUAUCAACGAUAACCUGAAGAAGCGAUUCGAGAAUGGAGAGAUAUAUACAUAUAUCGGCCACGUGCUGGUCUCCGUUAAUCCCUUCAAAGACUUGGGUAUAUACACGGAUGCAGUGCUCAACAGCUAUAAGGGGAAGAACAGGCUCGAGGUACCACCGCACGUAUACGCCAUCGCCGAAUCCGCCUACUACAACAUGAACGCAUACAAAGAUAACCAAUGUGUAAUCAUUUCGGGAGAGUCCGGAGCUGGAAAGACGGAGGCAGCGAAGCGGAUAAUGCAAUACAUUGCGAAUGUUUCCGGCGGGAGUAAUUCGUCGAUUCAGGAGAUCAAGGAGAUGGUGCUGGCCACGAAUCCUUUGCUCGAAUCGUUCGGAAACGCGAAAACACUCCGAAACAACAACUCCUCCAGAUUCGGAAAGUAUCUGGAAAUCCAUUUCAAUGCUCAAGGUGAGCCGGUCGGAGCGAACAUCAACAAUUAUCUCUUGGAGAAGUCCAGAGUGGUGGGCCAAAUCACCAACGAGCGGAAUUUUCAUAUUUUUUACCAAUUCACGAAAGCGGCAUCGUCGAAAUACAGAGAACUAUUCGGCGUCCAGCAGCCACAAUCAUACGUAUACACAAGCCGCUCGAAAUGUUAUGACGUCCAGGGAAUAGAUGACAAUGGCGACUUCCAGGAGACAUUGAACGCCAUGAAGAUCAUUGGUCUUUCGGAAGCUGAGCAGGACAACAUAUUCCGAAUGCUCGCUGCUAUCCUGUGGCUUGGAAAUGUGUCUUUCGGAGAAGAUGACUCAGGCAAUGCACAGGUAGCUGACCAGUCUGUGGUCGAGUUCGUCGCGUACCUACUCGAAGUAUCUGCCGCACAUGUCAACAAGGCUAUUACACAAAGAGUUAUGGAGACUAGUCGAGGAGGGCGAAGGGGCUCGGUGUACGACGUGCCUCUUAAUAUCGCACAGGCGACAGCUGUAAGAGAUGCGCUGUCGAAGGCCAUAUAUUUCAACCUUUUCGAUUGGAUAGUGGAGCGAGUAAACGUCUCCCUAAGAGCAAGAGGCGCAACCGCGAACUCCAUCGGUAUCCUGGAUAUCUAUGGGUUUGAAAUCUUCGAGCGGAACAGCUUCGAGCAGCUAUGCAUCAACUACGUCAACGAAAAACUUCAGCAGAUCUUCAUUCAACUGACACUCAAGGCCGAACAAGAAGAAUACGCCAGAGAACAGAUUCAAUGGACACCGAUCAAAUAUUUUGACAACAAGGUUGUUUGCGAGUUGAUUGAGGAAAAGCGCCCGCCUGGUGUUUUCGCCGCUUUGAAUGAUGCUUGUGCUACCGCACACGCAGAUCCGGCCGCAGCAGACCAGACCUUCGUCCAGAGGCUGAACGCCUUAUCCUCGAACCCGAACUUCCAGCCCCGCCAGGGACAAUUUGUCAUCAAGCACUACGCUGGUGAUGUGUCCUACGCUGUGGAGGGAAUGACAGACAAGAAUAAGGAUCAGCUGCUGAAAGACUUACUCAACCUCUUAAGCCAAAGCUCUAACACGUUCAUUCACACGCUGUUCCCUAAUCAGGUCGAUCAGGAUAACCGGAGGCGGCCUCCCACUGCUGGAGACAAGAUCAAAGCCUCUGCGAAUGAUCUUGUAGCGACUCUCAUGAAAGCACAGCCCUCCUAUAUUCGAACCAUCAAGCCAAACGAAAACAAGUCACCUACUGAGUACAAUUCACCCAAUGUACUCCAUCAGAUCAAGUAUCUGGGUCUUCAGGAAAACGUACGCAUUCGGCGUGCCGGUUUUGCGUCCCGUCAGACCUUCGAGAAAUUCGUUGAACGAUUCUUCUUGCUAUCCCCUAAGACCUCUUAUGCCGGCGAGUAUACGUGGACUGGCGAUUAUCAGAGUGGCGCCAAGCAGAUAUUAAGGGAUACGAAUAUUCCUGCCGAAGAGUUCCAGAUGGGCGUGACAAAGGUCUUCAUUAAGACUCCGGAAACCCUCUUCGCGCUUGAGACGAUGCGUGAUCGUUACUGGCAUAACAUGGCGAUCAGGAUUCAGCGGGCAUGGAGGAACUACUUGCGUUACCGGACCGAGUGCGCUAUCCGAAUACAGAGGUUCUGGCGGCGAGUCAACGGUGGGCUUGAAUUCAUUCAGCUCCGUGACCAAGGCCAUAAAGUUCUUCAAGGCCGCAAAGAGAGGCGCACGUACAGUUUGGUCGGGUACCGCCGUUUCCUGGGUGACUAUCUUGGUAUCGGAAAUAGGGGCGGGCCAGGAGAAGUCAUUGCGAACGCUAUCGGCAUCUCCACCAGCGAGGAAGUUCCUUUCUCGUGCAGGGCUGAAGUUCUGGUUUCCAAACUCGGACGUUCGAGUAAACCUGAGCCACGAACACUGAUUCUUACGAAACGGAACGUCUACAUCGUGAAGCAGGUCCUUGUGAACCGGCAGAUCCAAAUCCAGGCGGAGCGGACGAUACCUGUUGGAGCCAUCAAAUUCAUCAGUUGCACAAACUUGAAAGACGAUUGGUUCUCUAUCGGCGUAGGCUCGCCGCAGGAGCCAGAUCCUCUUGUCAACUGCGUUUUCAAGACCGAGUUCUUCACACACCUAACCAAUGUUCUCCGGGGGUCAUUAAAUUUGAGGAUUGGAGAUACAAUUGAGUACAAUAAGAAGCCUGGAAAACCUGCCCACGUCAAGGCAGUCAAGGAUCCAGCGAUUGCUCGUGACGAUCUGUACAAGAGUGGCACCGUCCAUACCGGUCCUGGAGAACCGCCUAACUCCGUUUCUAAACCCACACCCAAAGGGAAGCAGGUAGCUGCAAAACCAAUCACGAAAGGGAAGUUGCUUCGACCUGGUGGACCAGGCGGUGGGCCCUCGAAGCUUGCCCAUCGUCCUGCUCAACCUCGACAAACCACGCCUGCGGCGGCAUCCGUAGCAGCGGCAACGGCAGCUCAGCCCCGACCAGUACCAGUGCCCCAACCAGUUGCUGCCUUGUCAAAUGGCACUGGUCACGCACGCAACGCAUCGUCAUCUUCGGUCCGCGCACCGCCUCCCCCUCCACCGACAGCACCCCCCGCACCGAAAGAGCCGACUUAUCGCGCUCUCUACGACUUCUUAGGACAGUCGGCGGGCGAACUUAGCUUAAAGAAGGAUGAGGUGGUAUUGGUUACGCAGAAGGAGAACAACGGUUGGUGGUUGGCAAGCCGGUUGGACAAGUCCGCAUCAGGAUGGGCGCCGUCAGCAUACUUGGAGGAAAUAGUUCAGAAGCCAGCUCCUCCACCUGCUCCGCCUGCUCCUCCAGCACGUCCCGCUGCGAACGGAGGAGUACGCGCCAAGGCCGCGCCCCCUGCUCCGCCAGCGAAACGCCCAGCAGCAAAGAAACCCGCCCCUGCUCUGGCCACACGGGAUAGUGGUUACUCAGGGAGCGGAGCAAGCAGUAACCUUGAUGCGGGGCCUCGCGACAGCAGCGGAAGCAUUGCGGGAGGACUAGCCGAGGCCCUGAGACAACGUCAAGCAGCGAUGCAGGGUAAAAAGGCCGCCGAUGACGACUGGUGAUUUAGCGUGGCAUGAUCAGUAGACUGGAAACCUUAUUGAGCACUCUUAUCUUUGUCAUUUCAUCUCCAACUGCAUGGCAGACCGCAACGCGGAGCAAUUGUUAGGCUUAGUGAAAUACCGUUGGCGUGAUUUAGAUGAUCUUAUGAUGCUGGCUGUAAAUGGGAGGCACUUGUUGAGCGCGAUCGGACAUUGAUAUCGGCAAAGAGGAAGUGGUGCAUCAUUUGAGGGGGAACCUGUGCGCAUGUUCAAUGGUUUGGAGCAGACAGUGCGUCGGCAGCGAUAGAUUUGUGAAUCCUGGUAUAUAUCACGAUACUCCUGAGCACUUCACGGAUAUGUUCUGGUUUGGGAGUGCUGGUAUUAGGAC
This is a messenger RNA of Westerdykella ornata, 6828 nucleotides long. RefSeq lists its product as uncharacterized. Gene Ontology annotation, cellular component: myosin complex; microvillus; actin cytoskeleton. The record is from RefSeq and is a predicted model, not a curated record. Bases 237 to 6464 code for a protein of 2075 amino acids. NCBI's taxonomy places the organism in Eukaryota, Fungi, Ascomycota, Dothideomycetes, Pleosporales, Sporormiaceae. The transcript has 11 exons. Gene Ontology annotation, biological process: protein phosphorylation; vesicle transport along actin filament; endocytosis. Gene Ontology annotation, molecular function: protein kinase activity; microfilament motor activity; actin filament binding.